AUGUAUGAAAGAUUAGAUCCGGUGAAGCAGGGUGUUUCUGAUGUCUUUUUUGCAGGAUUAAACACGUUUUUCAAUUGUGCACAAAAGGAGUCUUCUUAUAUUGAGAAAGGAACUAUGUUGUGUCCUUGUACUCAAUGUAAAAAUAGGAAGCGUCUUGAUGCAAACACGGUGGGAAAUCACUUAUAUACGAGAGGCUUCACGGAGAACUACUAUUUCUGGUCGUCACACGGAGAAACUGUUGGCGGUGAAACUUCAACGAGUGUCGUUCAAACGGAAGAUGCAAAUCAGUUUACAAAUUAUGAAGAUAUUGGGCAUCACGAAGGUGGUCAUCACGAAGGUGACAGUUAUACGUAUGUACACAUGGUACAAGAUGCUUUUCCGGAAAUGCAGCCUGAGUUUCAUGCAGCUCAAGAAGAACCAACUGGUGAUUCGAACCAUUUUUUUCAAAUGUUGGCGGCUGCAAAAGAACCAAUAUACGAGGGAUGUGAAGAAGGAUUGUCUAUGUUAUCUUUAUCAGCUCGUCUUAUGCAUAUUAAGACAGAGCAUAACCUUUCUGAAGUUUGUGUGGAUGCAAUAUCACAGACGUUCAAAGAGUAUCUACCACAUGGUAAUAAAGCAUCGAAAUCUUACUAUGACACAAAGAAGAUGGCGAAAGCAUUGGGGAUGCCAUUUUACAUGAUUGAUGUAUGUGAAGAUUAUUGCAUGCUUUUUUGGAAGGGUUCAGAUAAAGAACUAACGACAUGUCGUUUUUGCGGAAAAGAUCGGUAUCAUCCUAGAGAAGGUCCUGGGAAGAAAAUUCCAAAACAGAAGAUGUUUUACCUCCCUAUCGCUAAUCGAUUAAAGCGAUUGUACCAAUAA
Molecule: messenger RNA, 858 nt
Organism: Camelina sativa (false flax)
Lineage: Eukaryota; Viridiplantae; Streptophyta; Magnoliopsida; Brassicales; Brassicaceae
Source: RefSeq, a predicted model, not a curated record